Molecule: messenger RNA, 2250 nt
Organism: Chinchilla lanigera (long-tailed chinchilla)
Lineage: Eukaryota; Metazoa; Chordata; Mammalia; Rodentia; Chinchillidae
Gene: Arl6ip1
Product: ADP-ribosylation factor-like 6 interacting protein 1
Exons: 6
Coding region: 91-702 (203 amino acids)
Source: RefSeq, a predicted model, not a curated record
GGGCGUUCUUUCGCGCUUCGGGAGCGGUGCGGGUAGGGAGAGGAGGAAGUGUUGCAGGGCUGCUUGCCCUGAGACUGAAUCUCAGGGACGAUGGCGGAAGGCGAUAAUCGCAGCACCAACCUGCUGGCUGUGGAGACUGCAAGUCUGGAAGAGCAGCUGCAAGGAUGGGGAGAAGUGAUGCUGGUGGCCGAUAAAGUCCUCAGAUGGGAGAAGGCCUGGUUCCCACCUGCCAUCGUGGGUGUGGUUUCGCUGGUGUUUCUGAUUAUCUAUUAUCUAGAUCCAUCUGUUCUGUCGGGCGUUUCCUGUUUUGUUAUGUUUUUGUGCUUGGCUGAUUACCUUGUUCCUAUUCUAGCGCCUAGAAUUUUUGGCUCCAAUAAAUGGACCACUGAACAACAGCAAAGAUUCCAUGAAAUUUGCAGCAAUGUUGUGAAGACCAGACGCAGAGCUGUGGGCUGGUGGAAACGCCUCUUUACACUGAAGGAAGAAAAGCCGAAAAUGUACUUCGUGACCAUGAUCAUUUCUCUUGCUGCUGUUGCUUGGGUGGGACAGCAAGUCCAUAACCUGCUUCUCACCUGCCUGAUAGUGACUUUCUUACUGUUGCUUCCUGGACUGAACCAACACGGAAUCAUUUCGAAGUACAUUGGAAUGGCCAAAAGGGAGAUAAACAAGCUUCUGAAACAAAAAGAAAAGAAAAAUGAAUAAUACAUCUGCUUUAUUCAUUGUGGUCAGUGGAGUAUGCAUUGCCGCUGAGAUAGUUUGUACCGUGCUGUGUGGAUACUGAAAUGCUACAUAAGUAGCUCUUUGCUUUCCCUCACUCUGCCCUUAGUAGAAGUUCACACUUGCCAGUCAGGUUUUGUGCAUAGUGUCCUUGUGUCAGUUGUAGCUGGGUGCAUUCUCAUCAGUUGGCCUUCAGUGGACAACUCACUAGUGAGUAAGGCUUGUUUUGAUUUUUCUCACCCAGUGUUAACUUUUUGACAACUUCCUUUAAAAUAAUACAGUGGUGAACUUUACUCUUUAGUACAGUUAAUAGUGACAAUAAUUGUGUGGAUUGAUGUUUGUUUUAGCUAGGUACAAGGUAGUGUUCUGUAGCUACAGGAAGCUGGUUUUACUGUCCACUUCCACAGUCUGCUUAAAAAACUGUCUGGCUUCAUGAAUGUAGAGACCAAAUUUACCAGACCUAUUGAACACACCAGGAGUCAUUCCUCACACUGUUUCUUCACCAUCAGAGAACAAUCCCUAUGGAACAAAAUGAAACUGAUUCCACACCCUAGUAUGUGUAGGUUUCUCCCUUUUGCGGAACUUAGUGAUUUCUAGGUAGUACUGAUCCUUUCUCUUAUAUAGGGGAAUCUGACAGCUAUAGAGCUCCUGUUCCCCUGCCCUACUUCAUUAGUGAAUCCUUAAAGGGUUUUUCAUAGCAGAUUUCCAAAAGAGUGUCUUUUAGGAUAUUUAGUAUACUUUUCAUUUCAGGUUUUUACAGCAUACUCAGUAGGUUAAAGUGCAAGUCUGUGACCUUUAUUCCAACACCAGCCAGUAAAGGACAAAAGUUCCUAUGUUUAGUCAAGAUUCAUUGCAGUAGAAAAUAAAAUUACUAAUUUUUAAGAUCAGAAAAAGCCUUCAACGGUGAGCCUCACAAUUCUCAUUGUAUAGUAAUACUGGCUGUAUUUUGGUUGCCCUAGGUUUUGCAUUGUAGUGACUACACUGGCAUUUGACUCUUUUCCUCAUUAUUUUCCAAGGGCUGUUGGUGAGAGCAGGCUUGUGAUGAUAGACUGGCCUCUGGCCCACAUAGAUUUUCUAACUCCUUGGAAAACUCCUUAUAAUCAUUCUUUCCUUCUUAGUAGUUAGAAACUUAGAAUAACUAACAUCUAUAAGAAUGAACCUUUGAGGGCCAAAAAUGUGACAUACUUGGGAACAAUUCUGAAACUGCUUAACUAGCUGUAAUAUAGUUCUGUGGAUUCACUGCACUGAUGCUGUAAAACCUUGUGGUAUCUCUGUCCUUACGUAAGUAUUGUUUUCCCCCCUUCCAGAUUGCUGUAAACGCUGGUGCCCAUUGUAGUUUGUUUAAUUUUUUAAAAAUAUUUUCAUAUGACUACCUUAAUUUUACAUGUGUUCCCUCAUUGUAAAUAAGCCUGUCUUAUCUGGACUUUUGUGUGUGUGAAUGUGUGUUCUACCAGUUAACUACUUUGGCAGUUAAUCCUGUGUUAUUUUUCCUUUGUUUUGUGUGAAAGGGGAAAAAUAAAAGCUGGAAUCUCU